AGAAAUAUAAGAAGCCCACCUUACUCCAAUUUGAAGCUCCCAUGUCUAGAGGUAUACAACCACAUAUCUUAUAGGUACUUUCACACACUCAAAACCUCUCUCUCUCUCUGAUCUCUCUCUGCAAUGAAAGAACAAAUGGUCAAUCAAGAGUGGGACUUCUCAGCUAGCUCUUCUUCAUCUCUAGAACAACCCAUGACACACAAAAAGAACUCCAAGUUGAAAACUACUACCACCAGUGAUCAUCAUCUUCACAAUCAUGGCCACUCCAAAGCCAAAACGACAAGUAGUAACAGUCAUAACGGGGAAACGCAGAAAAUGACGUCAUUUCGAGGAGUGAGAAUGCGCCAAUGGGGAAAAUGGGUGUCGGAGAUAAGAGAACCCAAGAAAAAGUCCCGAAUUUGGCUCGGCACUUUCCCCACCGCCGAAAUGGCCGCCCGUGCCCACGACGUCGCCGCUCUCACCAUCAAAGGCCGUUCGGCCCACCUUAACUUCCCGGAACUUGCACCGGCGCUUCCCCGUCCGGCAAGCUCAUCGCCGAAGGACAUCCAGGCCGCCGCCGCAAAAGCCGCCGCAUAUUGUACUAGUAAUUUCUCUACAACUACGUCCACAAGUGAAGACGGCGACGAGGAUCAUCAAACGUCGUCGUCACCAGAUAGCACAACGACAGCCGAAACGUCGUCGUUUAUCUCGACUUCGCCGUUAAUAGCAGAUAACGGCGACGGCGACGACACAUUUUUCGACCUGCCUGAUCUUUUGCUGGACGUUUGUAAACAGAAAAACGGUGAUUUUUGUGCUUACUAUUCACCGUGGCCAUUGGAUGAAGCUGCUGAUAAUCAUGCGGCUCUCAUUGGCUGCUCUAGGCUCAUUGAUGAAGAUUAUUCUUUGCCAUGGGAAUAUUAACUGCUAAUUAAGUAAUUAAUUAGUAGUGGUCAUGCUUUUACAAAAUUCCAAAACUUGGUGAAUUUUGGGUUUAGAUUAAAUUAAUUAAGUUAAAGCUGUCAACUGAGCUCUCUAAAGAUUUUUUUGUAUAAUUUAAUUAUUAUCUCUGUCCAAGUUAUGUGUAUUUAUAGAAUAAUUAAGAUAAGUUCUUAACUUGUUAUUAUCAUUUAAAAAAAAAAAAAAAAAAUCAUCUUGGAUGUGCCCACUUGUAUAUAUUUGUGAAAUAAUAAUAAUAAUAAUGGUAAAUUCUCGCAGCACCCCUUAAAUAGGGGCACACCGGAGUACUCCUGAUAUUUUUGGCUCAAAAAGUAUUUUUGGAAAUUUUUCUUUAUGAUUGUGUAAAAUGUAAUUAUUUAGAACAUCUUUCAAAUUUUCAGAAAAUUUCGAAUAAUUUACAUUUGCGAAAAUAAGGUUCAAACAUGUUAUCUUCUACGGGCAUAAAAAGAAUUAGUUACACGGCAACAAUCUGUUUUGAACCUAGUUUUCGGCAUUGUAAAUUAUUCAGAAUUUUUUGAAAAUUUACAGAA
Molecule: messenger RNA, 1466 nt
Organism: Humulus lupulus (European hop)
Lineage: Eukaryota; Viridiplantae; Streptophyta; Magnoliopsida; Rosales; Cannabaceae
Product: ethylene-responsive transcription factor ERF039-like
Exons: 1
Coding region: 124-900 (258 amino acids)
Biological process (GO): regulation of DNA-templated transcription
Molecular function (GO): DNA-binding transcription factor activity; DNA binding
Source: RefSeq, a predicted model, not a curated record